AUGACCGCUGCCCGUGACUGUGGCACAGGAACAAGGAAACUCCGGGGGCAGUGGGAAAGCACUGAAAAGAAAAAAGUAAAAGCAUCAAGAAUGUUGAGCUCUAAACGAGAAUGGAAGCCACUGGAGGACCGUAGCUGUACAGACAUACCCUGGCUGCUGCUUUUUAUUCUCUUCUGCAUUGGAAUGGGAUUUAUUUGUGGCUUUUCAGUAGCAACAGGUGCAGCAGCGAGACUAGUGUCAGGAUACGACAGCUAUGGAAAUAUCUGUGGGCAGAAAAAUGCAAAGUUGGAAGCAAUACCAAACAGUGGCAUGGACCACACCCACCGGAAGUAUGUGUUCUUUUUGGAUCCAUGCAAUCUGGACUUGAUAAACCGGAAGAUCAAGUCCGUAGCGCUGUGUGUAACAGCAUGUCCACGACAAGAACUGAAAACCCUGAGUGAUGUUCAGAAGUUUGCAGAGAUAAAUGGCUCAGCACUGUGUAGCUACAACCUAAAGCCCUCUGAAUAUACUACAUCUUCAAAAGCUUCUGUUCUUUGCCCCAAACUACCAGUUCCAGCGAGUGCACCUAUUCCAUUCUUCCAUCGCUGUGCUCCUGUGAACAUUUCCUGCUAUGCCAAGUUUGCAGAGGCCCUGAUCACCUUUGUCAGUGACAAUAGUGUCUUACACAGGCUGAUUAGUGGAGUAAUGACCAGCAAAGAAAUUAUAUUGGGACUUUGCUUGUUAUCACUAGUUCUCUCCAUGAUUUUGAUGGUGAUAAUCAGGUAUAUAUCAAGAGUACUUGUGUGGAUCUUAACAAUUUUGGUCAUACUGGGUUCACUUGGUGGCACAGGUGUACUAUGGUGGCUGUAUGCAAAGCAAAGAAAGUCUCCCAAAGAAACAGUUAUUCCUGAACAGCUUCAGAUAGCUGAAGACAAUCUUCGGGCUCUCCUCAUCUAUGCCAUUUCAGCCACAGUGUUCACAGUUCUCUUGUUCCUGAUAAUGCUGGUUAUGCGCAAACGUGUCGCACUCACCAUCGCCUUGUUCCACGUGGCUGGCAAGGUCUUCAUUCACUUGCCGCUACUAGUCUUCCAACCCUUUUGGACUUUCUUUGCUCUUGUCUUAUUUUGGGCAUACUGGAUCAUGACACUUCUUUUUCUUGGCACCGCUGGCAGCGCUGUUCAGAAUGACCAAGGCUUUGUGGAGUUCAGAGUUUCUGGGCCUCUGCAGUAUAUGUGGUGGUACCAUGUGGUGGGCCUGAUUUGGAUCAGUGAAUUUAUUCUAGCAUGUCAGCAGAUGACUGUGGCAGGAGCUGUGGUAACCUACUAUUUUACCAGGGAUAAAAGGAAUCUGCCAUUUACACCUAUUUUAGCAUCAGUGAAUCGCCUUAUUCGUUAUCACCUUGGUACUGUGGCAAAAGGAUCUUUCAUUAUCACAUUAGUCAAAAUUCCACGAAUGAUCCUUAUGUACAUUCACAGUCAGCUCAAAGGAAAGGAGAAUGCUUGUGCUCGAUGUGUGCUGAAAUCUUGCAUUUGUUGCCUUUGGUGUCUUGAAAAGUGCCUAAAUUAUUUAAAUCAGAAUGCAUACACAGCCACAGCUAUCAACAGCACCAACUUCUGCACCUCCGCCAAGGACGCCUUUGUCAUUCUUGUGGAGAAUGCUUUACGAGUGGCUGCGAUCAACACGGUGGGGGAUUUCAUGUUAUUCCUAGGCAAGGUGCUGAUAGUCUGCAGCACGGGUUUGGCUGGGAUUAUGCUGCUCAACUACCAGCAAGAUUACACAGUAUGGGUGCUGCCUCUGAUCAUCGUCUGCCUCUUUGCUUUCCUAGUCGCUCAUUGCUUCCUGUCCAUUUACGAAAUGGUAGUGGAUGUAUUAUUCUUGUGUUUUGCCAUUGAUACAAAAUACAAUGAUGGGAGCCCUGGCAGAGAAUUCUAUAUGGAUAAAGUGCUGAUGGAGUUUGUGGAAAACAGUAGAAAAGCAAUGAAAGAAGCUGGUAAGGGAGGCGUUGCCGAUGCCAGAGAGCUAAAGCCGAUGGCUUCGGGAGCAAGUUCUGCUUGAACCUAGCCGACCGUUAUGGAACCCAUUGACAUUCCAAAACAAUAUAUACACAUAACUAUGUAUUUGUGUGUGUGGGUGUGUGUAUAUAUGUAUAUGUAUGUGUGUAUAUAUAUGUAUAUGUAUAUACACACACACACAUAAUCAGCCAAAAUCAGAGAAAAGGAACAGGGAUUUAAUACCUUUUUUAUGCUUAUUUUUGUCAAACAUGUACUCCUUUCAUACGGGUGGCUUUUACAAGGCAACUGCCGUCAUUUAAUGUUUUCAAUUGUAAUUGUCUUAAUGGAAAUGUUAAGAUUCAUAUCUGAUUAACAUUUUUAAUAACUUAGAGGAGAUUUUAACUUUAGUUAUUUAAAUGAGAUAAAAUUAUUGUACCGAAUUCUCUGUCUAAAGUUUAUUCAGGGGUGAUUUCCCUGAUGUGUGCAUAAAAUCAAGAUCUUAUUUUACUGAUGCAUAAGUCCUAGUGGGACGAGACUAGGCAUAUGCUUUCAGAUAAAUAAGGAGUUACUCCAAUCAGUUUUCCCCAAUCAAAGAAGCCAUGUCAUUUUACUUUUAGAAACAUACAAGUGGACUCAAUAUGGGAAUUUUCAUAAUCGCUCAUGCAUUUGUCAGCCAACAUUAAAAAGUAACCAACUCCUCAGGUAUUUGUAGUUUACCCUAAGCUUCUAUAAGAGAGUAGGUUAAAAAGAAAAGGGUAGAUAAUCUUUCUUAUGCAAACUUUGUUCUUAUAGUUUGUCUUUUCUUUCAUUUUUUACUUUAGUAGCAUCCUCCACACAUUUGUGUGCCUGAUUUGAAGGGAAGCUGGGGCACCCAGCGAGUUUAGCCAUUAAGUUUCUGUGUAUUGAUUUGCAGAUUAAGUAAUGCUGGGAGGAAUAAAGAAGGAAGGGAAACUUGGAACACAAAAGCCUUGCAGAUUCCAGUGCUUGGGCUUCUGCUUCUAAGGAACUUCAGUGGCUUAGGGCUAAAUGGCCAUUUUAUUCAAAUGCUAUGAAAUCUGAAAACAUACUGGCAGGUGCUCCUCUCCUUGGCAAUUCAUUCAGUAUCCAGAUUCUACAAUGUUUAACUGAAGAAUUGGUUAUGUUUUGAUCCUAAGAGUCGAACAUUCUUUUUGUUUGGGGAUGGGUUUGGGGUUUUUUUGUUUAUUUGUUGUUUUUCUUUUUUUUAAAUUCCUAAAGCUUACCAGAUAUGAAUGGCUAAUAUUCCAUUGUUCUGCUUAUUGUAAUGGUGAAUGCUUUAAGAAAAAAAAAAGUGUAAUUUGCUAAGAAUAAUUCAUGAUCUGUUUAUGCGAUAACUCCUUUUUGUUACAAUUUUUUUAAAAAAGGCUAUUUUUGUUAAU
Molecule: messenger RNA, 3367 nt
Organism: Puma concolor (puma)
Lineage: Eukaryota; Metazoa; Chordata; Mammalia; Carnivora; Felidae
Source: RefSeq, a predicted model, not a curated record